GACUGUCCUGUGCAGGCGUGUGAAACCAGAGGAGCGCUGUAGUCGAUGUCCUUUCGCCUCUUUGUGGCUCUCUAUUUAAAUGACCACGAAUAUAAAGCAUGACGUGUUGGGACAGGUAGGAGCGGGUCAAGUUCAGACGAGUCACUGCGUGGGCUGAGCAAUGCGUCGCAUCUUCAUGUUUAGGGCAGCACUGCAUGGGUUAAGCUCUAAUGAUCCAUAAAGUUGUUUUUAUAUACACAAAGUGUGCGUCUGCUUGUCCUCGCAUCUCGCGUCUUUUUUUCUUCUUUUCUUUUCGGCUGAGUGCCAUGUCAUGCUGUGAAGCUUAGUAUCGGUUUCAGUGGCUGAUAAGGUGCACGGCACAUCAAGUGUCUGACAUGGAGGAGACCGAGGAGCUCUCAGAAGUCAAGAAGACCGAUCACUGUUUUGAUAAAACGUGUUCAGCCAUAACCGUGGAUGAUGUGUAUGAAAUAGCUAAACUGAUCGGCACCGAGGUGGAGAAACUUAUCGAUGACUACGGCAAAGAAAGCGCCGUGGGACUGGUGCCCAAAAUAGUGAAAGUACUGGAGCUGUUGGAGAGCUUCGCCUCGAGGAACCACGCACACAAGCUGCGGGAAGAGGAACUGUUGAAAACCUUUGAAACGUUACAGCUACAACAGCAGAAGAAACAGCGGGCCGCGAAGGACGGCGAGGAGGGGAAAGACGGCAAUGAAACACGGGAGCUGCAGCAGAAGCAGGAGCAGUGGAGGAGGAGAUGUGAGGACUUACAGGUCCAAGUCCAGCAGCUGCAGGCGGACAGGGACCAGCUGCACAGCAGGCUGAAGGGCACCCAUGCACAGGAAGACCGUGUCCAGCGGCAGGAGAGAGAGGUGAUGCUGAAGCUGAAAGACGUGGUGGACAGACAGAGAGACGAGCUGAGGGCCAAAGUGCAGGAGAUCACCACCAUCUCCAAAGAGGUGGAAGCGCUCCAGGAGCAGUUAGAGCGCUUCAUGAAGAUGAACGGGGAGCUGCGGCACAAGCAGAACGUGCUGCAGGCGCAGCUGAAGAGUACAGUAGAAAGGAAGGCCGACAUGGAGGCCGACCUCAAAGAGAAACACAAGGAGAUUCAAAACCUCCAGGCACAGCUGGACAAAGCCAACACUAGCAGCCCUUCCAGCCCAUGUCCAGCGUCUCAGGAGCCAACAGAGCAGCUGGCAGGGAACCAGAAGGACUCCGAUCAGCCGUGCUUCACUAAGAAGGAGGUGCGAGACAUCCUGUUCGAGAGGAAUGAGCUCAAAGCCAACCUGUUCCUGGUCCAGGAGGAGCUCAGCUACUAUCAGAGGGAGAUCCUGAACGAUGAGAGGUGCCCAGGCUUCCUGUUGGAGGCCGUCCGCUCUGCCAUCAAGAAACAGAGAACACUCAUCAAGGCCAAGAUGCUGGGCAUCCGUGUGGAUGAAUGCAGCAGUGACGAGGAGGAGAAGGGUCCCCUGUUCGAGCGGACUGAAGUCGAUGGUGCUGACAAACAAGGGGAAUCUCGCAUUCGAAACCUCUUUGGUUUCCUGACUCGGUCUGGCAGCGGCCGCAGCCUCACCCACAUGAGCAACUCUGCCUCCACCUGGGAGAUCAUCGGAGACUCGGAGGCCAAUGGGGAAGCCGAGCAGCAACCGUCUGCCUGAGCCUGGCACCGACCCGGGAGCUCUGGGUGUGUUUCCCCCAAUUUGAUCUGCACAUGAUCUGGAAAAAAAACAACAACAAAUCAGUAGCUCGUUUUAACUUGCUUGCACCUUCCCCCUUGACCUGUUUCGCAGAAUCUGUCGUGGCUCAGGAAAAAGUGAUGAGGACAGGGUGGAUUUUGGACUUCAUGAAUGCAGCCCACAAAUGACACCAUCAGUGUGUAGGAAGUCCUCUUUCAAGUUGUCUCACGCAUAAUAUUCUAAAAAAAAAGUCCCCUCAGCUUUCUCUUUGCUCUGUUGCUCUUUUUUCAGACAUAAUUUCUCUCAUUUCCUCUUUUCUAAAAUUCACGCUGGCCCCUGGCUCCCCUUCUCAGGAGUCGUAAAUAAGAGGAACAGUGAUUAUACCUUAUAGUGUACUACAGUAUUACCAGGAAUAUGUUUUAAACUUCCUUUUAAAUUUACUCAACAAAGAUAUUUUUCUUUAUUGUAGGUUUUUUUUUUUUUUUUUUUUUUUUUUUUAAUUUUUGGUCUUGGAUAUCUAAAAAGAAAAAGUAUUAUUACUCAUAAGUAUUUGUGUAGAUGUUUUAACAUUAAAAAAAGCCAAAGAUAUCACAAAGAAAUGAAACUGUCCACAGUAUUAAUGUGGAGUAUGUCUAAUAAAAUACACCUCUGUUCCACAAGAGGGCAUUGGUUCAUUUAACAACUGAUAAAUCAGAUUUUUCCAGGUAUUGAAAAUGUGGCAUUUACCUCAUGGGGAAAUUUUUAAGCCAUGUCUACCCACCUUUGGGUGUUUUUGAUGACUUACGGCACUUUUAUGAUAAAGUAAAAAGCAUCUUGCAGUCUCCACAUUAUCUGUGAGUACACUUUGCUCCACCAGCCUUAAUUUACUACUUGUACAUGAAUUUGUGAAAAUUAUGUUUUUUAGCUUCAGCGGUCAGUUCUUGCAUCAGGCACAAGGCCUUUGGCUGAUGUGUUUUUGAUGGUGAUGCUGUCAAAUGAGGAUAUUGUUAUAGCAGAAGAAUAAUAUUAAAUGUGCAUUUACAGAUUUGUCUGUCCAUUCCCAGAUCUGUGUAUGCAUUUACAGAUUUGUCUACGCAUUCAUGUUUUUUAAAAGUACAUUUUUAUAUGAUAUAUUAUAAUUUGGAUAUUAAAUUUUUACACAUUUGCAAAACUGGAUACAGAUUUUAGCACACAUUUACAUGUUCACAAAUUUCAGUACACAUUCUUUGGCACGUUUAAAAAUUUGCUUAAGCACACACACAGACUGAGAUACAGUUGCACAACUCUCCACACACAUUUGCAAGAUAAUUCUGCUACACUAAUAUCCUCUUUUUAAAUGUGUGUGUGUGUGUGUGUGUGUAUGCAUGCACACACUUUUUAACUAGGGUACCAGCUUCUGUAGGUCGGUUAUGUUGCUUUAAAAAGGAAGUGUGUGCUUUCUUUGUGGAAAUGAGAUAUGCUGUUUGUCUUUUUUUUUUUUUUUUUAAUCUCUGCCAUCUCUAGCUAAAGCACAAACACAAACACACCAAACCAGCUGCGUCUGACCCCUGUAAAGAGAAAGUGAAAGAGCUGUGGCACUCUGUUGUAGGAGACGACUAAUGACUUCCCUGUAAAAACCUAUUUUCCUACAAUGUUGUGUGUACAAAUUAUUUUUGUAAUGGAAAGGUUUUUGCCUGUAAAACAGAUUGAAGAUCUCAGUGGCAAUGUAAGUUUGGGGUUUACUGAAUGUGUGAUCCAAGUUUGAAAUGUGAGCGUGUCUGUGAUAUAUACAAUGUAUAGUUAAAAUAAAAGAAACUACAACAUGAA
Myripristis murdjan (pinecone soldierfish) is the source of this 3455-nucleotide messenger RNA. RefSeq names its product Rab interacting lysosomal protein (gene rilp). The coding region runs from base 375 to 1652 and encodes 425 amino acids. Gene Ontology annotation, biological process: cilium assembly. The record is from RefSeq and is a predicted model, not a curated record. Gene Ontology annotation, cellular component: cytoplasm; ciliary basal body. Gene Ontology annotation, molecular function: dynein light intermediate chain binding; small GTPase binding; protein dimerization activity. The transcript has 8 exons. NCBI's taxonomy places the organism in Eukaryota, Metazoa, Chordata, Actinopteri, Holocentriformes, Holocentridae.